Molecule: messenger RNA, 1563 nt
Organism: Pelagomonas calceolata
Lineage: Eukaryota; Pelagophyceae; Pelagomonadales; Pelagomonadaceae
Source: the annotation of a GenBank genome assembly
AUGCCAGGGCCCUCCCCGACCGAGAAGUUCCUGGCCGCGGCCAUGGCCGUCGCCGAAGACGCGCCGCCGCCGCGCCAGGACGCCGAGGGCCACGCCUUCGAAUACGUGGACGCUAUUAUAACACGGCCCGCGACCGGUAUGGAAAUGGCCGUCGAGCUGCAAGACAACAAGACGGCGGUGCUGACCGUGGCCACGGUCUGGCCCGUGUCCGAGGGCCAUGGUAUUGUCAAGGCCACCGAUGUGCUCGCUAGGAUCAACGGCGUCCCGCUCACGGAUUUGCUGCGGGAGGUCGGUUUGGAGCUGCCCGUGGACUUUCCGCUCGUCAAGCGCUACGUGCGAGCUCGGCCUAGGCCCGUCACACUCACGUUCCGGACGAGAGCGGGCCGCGACUUCGUCCAGAGUUACCAGGACUCCAUCCAUGACAGAAUAAAGCGCGUCGUGCGCAAGUGGCGACUGAGGGUCGCCGCGCGGAAGGCGGACGACGUGCCGCCCCUCGUCGACAGCACUGCUCACGACGACGACGCGCGCUCGGCGGCGUCCGACGAGUCCUGGGCCACCGAGGCGAGCGAGGCGGUGGCACAGCCGCGGCGGAAGAAGCGGGGUUCGAAGCGCCAUGUCUGCCCGACGACGAUGCCGCCGCCGCGGACGUCGCCGCAUCGCAAGCGACCGAGCGUCAAAGCAGCUGCCACAGCCAAGGCCGAACGCGAGGCCGCCGAAGCGAAGACCACUGAGGAGAAGCGCCAGCGUGAGGCCGCCGCCGAAGCGGAGCGGAGACGCGCCGCCGCCGUCGCCGCCGCUGAGGAGAAGCGGCAACGCGAGGCUGCCGCCAACGCCGAACGCGAGGCGGCCGAAGCGAAGGCCGCCGAGGAGAGGCAACAACGCGAGGCCGCAGAGACCGAGCGGAGGCGCGCGGCCGCCGCCGCCGAGGAGAAGCGGCAACGGGAGGCCACCGCUGAGGCGGAGCGCCGCGCAGCCGCCGAAGCUGAGGGGAAGCGCCAGCGCGCCGCCGCCGCAGCUGAGAGGAAGCGCCAGCGCGAGGCGGCGAUCGCGGACGAGAAACGGCGCGCCGCGGCCGCACAGGCCGGCGCAGAGAAAAGCCCCAAGAAGAAGUCCGCCGCGGCUGCCCUCUUCCCCGCCGCCACUGUAGAUGAUGAUGACGCGUCCCCGGCCCGGGGAACGACGCCGCUCGACGCCGCGGAGCCCGCGAGCCCGCCCGACGUGGCGGCGUCGCCGUUCCUGGCGACGCUCGAGCAGUUCCACGCCUCGGCCACGGCGCCGGCGCCGCGCUCGCCGCCCGUCGCGCGCCGGCAGGCGCCACCGCCGCCGCCGCCCGUCGCACUGCAGCCUGCCGUUGUCGUCGCGCCGCCGCCACCGCCAGCACAAUCGCAAUCGCCGCCCGACGCCGUCGUCGACGCGGCGCCGCCUCCGCCGCCACCGCCUGCACGACCGCAACCGCCGCCCGACGCCGUCGUCGACGCGGCGCCGCCUCCGCCACCGCCCAUCGAGCCGCCAACGCCGCCGCUGGCGGCCUACGACGUGGGUAAAGCGCAGCCGCCGCUGUCC